AUGACGUCACAGGAGAGGGACGCCGUCCUGAGAUGGUCCGACCUGGUCAGCAGCGCUGAUCAGAAAAAGUUCCGCACCAAGAAAGUGACGUGGGCUGCCAUGGAGGACCACCUUGCCAAUUUGGUCUACAGCGACAAGAGGCCAUUGGUCCUUUUGGCUGCCAGGAUUUGUAUGGAGACUAUGGCCAAGAACAGAGGUCAGUACAUUGACCUACUAUUGAGCCUGGGAGCUGUGGAAAAACUCCUCAAAUUGGCCAGCACCGACCACGAACCACUGAAGAGACGGGUGUUCGCUUGUCUGGAGGUCUUUGCACGCCGAUUUUCCAGCCACGAGAGACUGGUAGAAGACGACGUGAUCCAACUGUUGGUGCAGAGUCUAUCUAGGCCGUCCGCCGCGUCCACCCACCUGAGCUGUCUGUUUGCCCUCAACUCUCUGUGCCACAGGGCUAGCACACUGCGUCGUGCGCUAGAGGUGGACGGUCACUGUGUGGUCAAGACUGUUAUGAGGGUACUCACGGAGUGGACAGUGCAGCAUCCAAACACACCAUCGGCCCAGAGUGUGAGCAUUGAGAGAAUUAAAUCCUGGUGUACAAUCCCGCGUCAAAACCUGGUGCUUUUAUGCAAGCUGUGCGUUGAUGUUACUGACCGUACCUUGACUUAA
Aplysia californica (California sea hare) is the source of this 660-nucleotide messenger RNA. RefSeq lists its product as uncharacterized. The transcript is spliced from 7 exons. The coding region runs from base 1 to 660 and encodes 219 amino acids. The record is from RefSeq and is a predicted model, not a curated record. NCBI's taxonomy places the organism in Eukaryota, Metazoa, Mollusca, Gastropoda, Aplysiida, Aplysiidae.